Globicephala melas (long-finned pilot whale) is the source of this 193-nucleotide messenger RNA. RefSeq names its product ribosomal biogenesis factor-like. Gene Ontology annotation, cellular component: nucleolus. The record is from RefSeq and is a predicted model, not a curated record. Gene Ontology annotation, biological process: ribosome biogenesis. Lineage: Eukaryota; Metazoa; Chordata; Mammalia; Artiodactyla; Delphinidae.
CGGAGGUCUGACAAUGGCCAAGGACAAACUAAGAGGGCAGAAGUCCAGGAAUGUAUUCCACAUAGCCGGCCAAAAAGGCUUUAAGGUUAAAAAUAAAGCAAAACCAGUUACCACUAAUCUUAAGAUAAACAUUCUGAUUCCUCAGCAGUGUCAUGAAAACGAACCAGUUAAUGUUGAUGAAGCUACAAGAUGA